CACGGUCCUUAUAAAUUUCAACUUUUCCCAACCAAUCAAUUUAUAACUCACCCUAACCAAACACAACACUUAUUAUCAGUUCUGUUGUUUUCUUUAUCAUCAUUCCUGAUAGCAUGGCUUCAUCACCAUUAUUAUUCACAGUGAGGAGGUUUCAACCAGAGUUGGUGCUUCCGGCUGCACCCACUCCUCGUGAAGUUAAACUACUAUCUGACAUAGAUGAUCAACAAGGCUUACGUUUUAAUAUUCCUCUCAUAUUUAUCUAUCGCUACGAACCAUCAAUGGCAGGAAGAGAUCCGGUUGAAGUUCUUAGAAAUGCACUCUCAAAAACACUUGUUUAUUACUAUCCACUUGCGGGAAGGAUUAAAGAGGGGGUUGGACGCAAGUUGAUGGUUGAUUGUACUGGUGAAGGUGUCAUGUUCGUUGGAGCUGAAGCUGAUGUAACACUUGAUCAAUUUGGUGACUCUCUCCAACCACCAUUCCCUUGCUUCCAAGAGCUUCUAUAUGAUGUUACCGGCUCUGAACUAAUUAUUGACCGUCCUAUUCGACUCAUACAGGUGACACGUCUCAGUUGCGGUGGUUUCAUAGUGGUAAUUAGUUGGAAUCAUACAAGUGGUGAUGCAGCUGGUUUGAAACAGUUCAUGAAUGCUUGGGCAGAAAUAGCUCGAGGAACACAUCAACCUUCGAUUCAACCUGUGUGGCAUAGAGAGCUUCUAAUGGCAAGAGAUCCACCACACAUUACAUGUAGCCAUCGUGAAUACAAACAAAUACUUCAAUCAAACAAUACCAUCAAAGAAGAAGAAACUACUACUACCAUAGUCCAUCAGUCUUUUUUCUUUAAACCUUCAGACAUAGCUAGAAUUCGUCUCUUGGUUCCAUUUCACCUUAGCCAAUGUACCACAUUCGAUCUUAUCACUGCAUGUUUUUGGUACUGUCGCACAAAAGCAUUGCAGUUAAAGCCUGAAGAAGAAGUAAGAAUGAUGGUGAUCGCCAAUGCGCGUUCAAGGUUUAGUGCUAAACAUUCUUCAUUUGUCGGGUAUUACGGUAAUUGUUUUGCAUUUCCUGCGGCCCUCACCACAGCAGGGAAGCUUUGUGGAAACUCACUAGGUUAUGCAUUAGAGUUGAUAAGAAAAGUAAAAGAUGAAGUUACAGAGGAAUACAUACAAUCUGUAGCAGAUUUUAUGGUUAUUAACGAAAGGUGUUUAUUUACAACUGUAAAUUCUUGUAUUAUUUCAGAUUUGACUCGAGCUAAAUUUAGAGAAGUGAAUUUUGGAUGGGGUGAAGGGGUGUAUGGUGGAGUUGCUAAAGGUGGGGCUGGACCUUUUCCAGGUAUAACUUAUAUUGUUCCACAUAAGAAUGCAAAAGGAGAAGAAUGUAUGAUGUUACCAAUUUGUUUGCCCUCUAAAGUAAUGAAGAGGUUUGCUAAGGAGUUAGAUGAGAUUCUUCAUAGCCAAAAUUAUCCUACCACAAGUGUUUCCAGUUUUGUCAAGUCUACCUUAUAGUUGGUGUUUUUCUUGAAGAACGAUUCUUCUUUUAAUGGUGGUUUUCUAAGGAGAGAACUCUCGCAUGUUUCUCCUUCUUUGGGGUGGUGUUUUAUUGCUUUGAAUUUUUUCUCUUUGUAUUGCUUGACAUUUUGCCUGAUUUUAUAUGUUUAUUUUCGAGUGUUUCCUUUUUGUACUUUUUAUAUAUGUUAUUUAUUGUUUUUA
Vicia villosa (hairy vetch) is the source of this 1703-nucleotide messenger RNA. RefSeq names its product benzyl alcohol O-benzoyltransferase-like. Lineage: Eukaryota; Viridiplantae; Streptophyta; Magnoliopsida; Fabales; Fabaceae. The record is from RefSeq and is a predicted model, not a curated record. The coding region runs from base 114 to 1499 and encodes 461 amino acids. The transcript is spliced from 2 exons.